CGCGGCGGGGCCGCCCCGGCGCUAGCGGCGGCGGCGACCCAGGAGCCCGAGGGGGCCCCGGCGUCCGGGGAGCCCCAGGCGUCCGGGGGCCCCGGGAGCCCGAGGGGGCCGCGAGGUCCGAGCGCCGGGGAUGGCGGAGGAGCUGCCCGUGGACCUGCGGACGUGGCGGGCGACGGCGGCGGCGGCGCCCCCCCCGGCCGCGGGCCCCCCCCGGCCGCGGCAGCCCGAGGCGUCGCUGCCGCUGCGGAAGCGGCGCUCGGCGAUGCGGGAGGCGGCGGCGGCGGCGGCGGCGGCGGGGGGGGCGGCCGGGACACCGGGGCCCCCCCCGGGCAAAGCGCCCCGCGGCGGCGCCCCCGGCGCGACCCGCGCCCCCCCCGGCCUCGGCCCCCCCUGCCUGGCCCUCGCCUUCCCCCCCCUGCCCGCCGCCUACUACCCAGGGCUGCUGCCCGCGGAGCUGCCGCUGCUGCCCGCGGCUGGGGCCGGGGCCGGGGCCCCCCCGCCGCCGCCGCCGCCGCCGCCGCCGCCUCCACCGCCGGCGCUCGCCUUCCCCCCCGGCCCCUUCGCGCUGCUCGGCCCCGCCGGGACGCAGCUGGCGGCCGAUAUCGCCGCGGCCACGGGGCAGGACGAGGACGGCGACACGGCGCUGCACAUCGCGGUGGCCCAGGGCAACCUGGGGGCCGCCCGGCGCCUCGUGGGGCUCUUCCUGCAGGGCCGCAGGGACCUCGACGUCUACAACCGCCUGCGGCAGACGCCGCUGCACCUGGCGGUGAUCACGACGCAGCCGGCGCUGGUGCAGCUGCUGGUGGCGCACGGGGCCUCGCCCAUGGCGCCCGACCGGCACGGGCGCACCGCCGCCCACCUGGCCUGCGAGCACCGCAGCGCCCGCUGCCUGCGCGAGCUGCUCGCCGCCCCCGGCGCCCCCCCCGACCUCGAGGCCCGCAACUACGAGGGGCUGACGCCGCUGCACGUGGCGGUGGGCGCGGGGGCGCGGGAGCCGGCGCAGCUGCUGCUGGAGGCCGGUGCCGACGUGGACGCCGCGGACAUCAAGAGCGGCCGCUCGCCGCUGCUGCACGCGGUGGAACGCGGCAGCCUCGACAUGGCCCAGCUCCUCAUCCAGCGGGGGGCGCGGGUGAACGCGCAGUCGUACGCGGGGUGCACGGCGCUGCACGCGGCGGCGGGCCGGGGGCUCCUGGGGCUGCUGCGGCUCCUGGUUCGCAGCGGCGCCGACUGCGGCGUCAAGAAUUACCACAACGACACGGCGCUGGCCGUGGCCAAGAACCGGCAGGUCAUCGACAUCCUCCGGGGAAAGGCAUCCCGGCCCCCCCCGGCCCCCCCCAGCCCCGAUGGCCCCCCCGGGGCCCCCCGGACCCCCAACGGCCGGGCCAGCGCCUCCCCCGGCUCCCCACCAGCGGCCCCCAGCCCCCCCCACACUCCCGGCACCACCACAGCCAAUCAGAGUCCAGAAGCCGAAGACCCGGCCAAUGGGGCGUCGACACCAGGGCCCCGCCCCCCGGUGAAGCAGGAGGGUGGUCUGGCCCCGCCCAACCCAGGGCAGCCAAUGGGGUGUGCUGGUGGCCCUGCCCUUGCCCUGCCAUUGGCUGAUGCCCUGCUGGACCCCACCCACCAUGGCAGCCUCUACCCAAUGGCGUUGCCCGGCCAGGAGGCCGUGGCCAAUCCCCUCUCUCCGCUGCUGCCUGGCCCCUACCACAGGCCAAUCCUCCCGCUGGGGCUGGGGCCGCCGGCCAAUCAGGGGCCACUGCGGAACGACCAAGCACGGACGCUGCAGGGCGGGGGCAGCCCCCCCCCGGGGGCCCCCGACGCCCCCCGGCUCCGCCCCCGGGAUGGCCGGGGCCACGCGGGGGGGGCAGGUGACCGCAGGCCCAGGCGUCCGGGGACCCCGGUGUCCAGGGGACAGCAGGGACCCAGGCGUCCGGGAAGGACAUGUGACCCCACGUGGGACGGGGCCCAGGCGUCCGGGCCCCAUCCAGGAGCAUUAACCCCCCCCGGGGGGUAAUUUAUUGCGGGGGGGGGGGAAAAUCUUGUACAAUGGUGGAUUAAAGCGGGAUUUUUUUUGGCUAA
Molecule: messenger RNA, 2079 nt
Organism: Dromaius novaehollandiae (emu)
Lineage: Eukaryota; Metazoa; Chordata; Aves; Casuariiformes; Dromaiidae
Gene: BCL3
Product: BCL3 transcription coactivator
Exons: 9
Coding region: 131-2014 (627 amino acids)
Biological process (GO): cellular response to tumor necrosis factor
Cellular component (GO): cytosol
Molecular function (GO): NF-kappaB binding
Source: RefSeq, a predicted model, not a curated record